CAAAUUGCAGGCAAUGAUUCAAGAUCAUGAACAUUCCAUUGGAUUUUCUCCACAAAAUGUGCUCAUACGAAGUUGAAAUUCAUGGUGUCAAGGUUAAGACACACAUAGCUGAUUGGUCCAGCCUAGUUGAUACACAUUUAUGAAAUGUAUAAGUUCAUUUUUAGAGAAAAACGUCUUGUUGCUCUUGACGUUAAGACUCUGAACGAUGUAGCGCGGUUGCUCACUCUCUACGCUGGGACUGAAUUCCUCAUAAUUCAGUUACAUUCUUUUGACUCUUAUCCCUUAUUGCUUGGUGAUUUAUUUUCUCAAGCGACUGUUUGUUUUGUUGGUGUUAGGAUGAGUGACAUUUUGAGUUACUCCAUUAACAUCAAAGGAAAAAUCAUAAAAAUUAGCGCUGAAUGUAAUACUGGGGUUGAGCUGGGCUAUUUGGCUGCUAGAGUUCUAAAGAACCCUGAUCUCAUUCAAGAACAUGGAUUGAAAAAGUUGGCUCAAGCAGUUGGAGUAACAUUGAAGCAGUCAACUUUUUCUGCCACCAAAACACCUGCAUGGAGCGCACGGGUGUUUUCAGCUGAGCAGAUCAAGCUUGCAAUACAUGAUGCCUAUAUGGCUUAUCUCAUAGGUAGCAAACUUUUGGAGAAGAUAGAGGUGUUGAAUUGUGUUAUUGAAAAUGGGAUUUGUGUUUUGUUCUUGAAUCUUGAAUCUUGAUGGGAUUGUGUCUGUGAUAAGGGUCAUGUUUUGCUUUUCUGUUCCGUUCUACACAUUGUUUUGCUGUUUUAUAAAUCGACAUGCUAAGA
Messenger RNA from Rubroshorea leprosula, 794 nucleotides. The record is from the annotation of a GenBank genome assembly. Lineage: Eukaryota; Viridiplantae; Streptophyta; Magnoliopsida; Malvales; Dipterocarpaceae.